Messenger RNA from Wallemia ichthyophaga EXF-994, 687 nucleotides. RefSeq lists its product as uncharacterized. Lineage: Eukaryota; Fungi; Basidiomycota; Wallemiomycetes; Wallemiales; Wallemiaceae. The record is from RefSeq and is a predicted model, not a curated record. The transcript has a single exon. Bases 1 to 687 code for a protein of 228 amino acids.
AUGGCGGCGGAAGCAGGGACAUCAACAACGGCAUCAGCAUCAUCAUCAAAUCCAGCUCCACUAGCAUCACGUAAUUACACCCUCACAAUGCUCAGUAUCGAUACUCUCCAACGCGUUAAGGAUGAUAUAGCCAACGAAAAGAUCAAUGAUGAGGACAUUGAGCGUGCUAUGCCCCAGGAUAAGAAAAAGACCAAAAAGCAAACCAAGAAAAUACCGCAUAUACUCGUCAAAGACGCACAGAAGAUAUCAGAUGACGUAUUUGCAGGUGUCUCUCUUCAGCCGUUGACAAAAUGUUGCUUUUGCAUCAAACAAUUCAAAGAUAAACACGAUAAACCAUUCAAUGAUAAGCGGAUUGGUGGUCAUCUCAUCCAGUGCUCCCAUAAAGCAGGUCAUGACGUGGAGUACGUUAAGCAGCACGUCUCCGUAAAGCUUAAAAUGAUUAUCAACAGCCGAACCUUAUUAGAUGACGCUAAGGAGAGAGAAUUUCAACGUAUCAAUGCUAAAGGCAAGAAGAGGAGGACAGUACUGUCUAACCUUCAGUCACAUUCGAGUACUUCGCAAGUGAUCAGUGAUAGAUUAGAUGACUUUCUUAAAAGGUAUGACGACAGUGAGACUGAAGAUGAGGACCACAAGAAGCACUCUCCCUUUCUCAAUUCUGAUUUGGCUGCUAUCUACAGUAAGACAUAG